AUGAAAUAAUAGUAAUUGUAAAAAGACUUAGAAGCAUUUAAAAAACAGCUAAAAUAAGCACUUCCAACAAUAAUUAAUAGAGUGACAAAGGAUAUAGGAUAAAUACUUUAUUUUGAGAAAUUAUUUAAAGAUCUAAAACCAAAUUCAGUUUAAGAAUUAUAUUUUUAAAGUCUUCUUAGAUUAGAUCCACAUAUAGCAAGACAAUAACCAUAAUUAGAUGAACCAAUUUAGAAUAUUAAUUAAUAAAUACAUCUAUAUUUUGAAUAACAAACAGUGAAAUUAUAAGAAAUGGUAUUGUUAGAAAAAGAAUUAAAAAUGAUGAAAGAAUUAGAAGAAUUAUAAGUAAGUUAAGAGAGUACUUAAAUAUAAAAUGCUUCUAUAGAAUUAGAAUAAUAAAAAGGAAUGGAAAUUGAAAAAUAAAAUAUAGAAGAAAUAUGUAAUACAAUAAAAAGGAAAUAUUAGAGAUAAGUCUAAACACCUAAUUGUGAUUAAUGUUUUUGUGGAAAUCAAUUACAUUAUAAGUAAAUAAUGAAAUGUCAUUUAUGUGAAAAACAUUUUCAUGUAAAUUGUUUAGAUAAAAGUUAUGAUGAAAGAUAUGUUAAAAAUUUUACAUGUCCAAGAUGUACUUUAUAUCAUAUGGAUUAAUUUUGUGAAGUUAUUUCUAUUAUUGUAGAACCAUUUUCAUUUAAGAAAACAGGUUUAACUAGUACAAAAACUAUUAAAUUUAAAUCAGAUACUAAUAAAAUUGAUAUCAGAUGUAUUAGAAUGGAUUGUCCAUUAUCAGCAGAAGAAAUUACAUGGCCAGAUUUAGGAGAAUUACAUAUUAAUAAUAAAAAAGUGGCUGAAUUUAUUCCAUUAGCUUAAUAGAGUUGUUAACAUAAACGUAAAGAUGAAAAAUUGAUAUUUACUAUUCCAUAAAAUGAAGAAUGUACUCUAAUGAUUAAAGAAAUUAUACCUGGUAUGGAAUAAAAAAGAAAAUAUAGAAUUUAAGGUGAAUAAUUACAUUAUAUUGCUGUCUACAAAACUAAAUAAUAUAAUGCAAAAUAACUUAUAGAAAAGAUUAUAUUAUCUAGUGAAAAUUGGAUGAGUGUAGAAUAAGCAUAGGAUUUUAUUAUACUUUAGAUGAAUUACAUAUCAUCUACUGGUAUCAAAUAAAUUAAAUAAACUAUUUCUUUAUUGUGUUGUUUAUGUUCUUCUUUAAUGGUUACUCCUGUAAGGGGAAUUUAUUGUAAUCAUAUUUAAUGUUUCUCUCUAGAAAAUUAUUUAAUGAUGCUUGAAUUAUCAAAUCCAAGAAAAUGGAGAUGUCCAAUUUGUAAAGCUAAAUUAUUUAAAUUACAAAUUGAUGCAUUAUAAUAUACAAUCUUAUAAACUAUUAGACAAUAUAAUUUAUAAGAGAAAUAUACAGAAAUAUCAUUUGAUCAUAUGGGAAAUAUUUUGGAUGAUCUCAUUUAAAAAUAUUUAGAUUAUAAUAUAUUACCUGAACAUGUUAAAAUUAGUAAUAAUAGAAUAUUACAAUUAGAAACUUUAAGUAAUUAAAGAAUUGAUAUUGAUAAUGAAAUGGAUGAAUUAGAAUAAUUAAAUAAUAGAUCAUUAAAUCCUAAUUCAAUUGUUAUAAUAAAUUAUUAAAUAAUAUUAUAAUCAUGCUAAUCCUAAUCUUAAUUUCAUAUACUUAUUAAUUAAGUUCUGAUUGUUAAUUUAGAAGUACCACAGAUUGUUUAGACUUAAAUAUGUUCAAUCUAAAAUACUAAUGUUAAAUAAAGAAUAAUAGAUGUAUUAAAUAAAAAACUUAAUUGGAUAUUUCUAAACUUGAAGGAUUCAUUUAAUUCUAAUACAAAACAUAAAAAGAAAGAUUAGAAGCUAGGAAAGCUGUACAAAAAAGAAGAUCAAAAGUUAUCAAAAAUAGAUUUUAAGAUGAAGACUCUGAAUAAUAUAUUGGAGUCUCCUUAUCUAUAUCUAAUUCUUAUAGUGGAGAACUAUUUGAUAACUUUGAUAAUGAUAGUAGUUUUUCAGAUGGUAUUAAAAAUAAUUGAUUCUAUAUAUCAUAGAUUAUCCAACUUUUGAAGAUGAAGAAAGUAGUUUAGAAAUUGAAUUAGUUUCCAAUAACCCUAUUCCAGAAUAGCCACCAAAUUUUACUAUAGAACGUAUCUUUAGUGAAAAAUAAGUUAUUAAUUUAUUUUGUAUAUUAUUGUAUUUNUUAAAUUUAAAUCAGAUACUAAUAAAAUUGA
Molecule: messenger RNA, 2225 nt
Organism: Paramecium primaurelia
Lineage: Eukaryota; Ciliophora; Oligohymenophorea; Peniculida; Parameciidae
Source: the annotation of a GenBank genome assembly